Culex quinquefasciatus (southern house mosquito) is the source of this 361-nucleotide messenger RNA. RefSeq lists its product as uncharacterized. The coding region runs from base 56 to 361 and encodes 101 amino acids. The record is from RefSeq and is a predicted model, not a curated record. The transcript has 3 exons. Lineage: Eukaryota; Metazoa; Arthropoda; Insecta; Diptera; Culicidae.
CAAACGUACGUCCAACCGGCUCAACCUCAAGUAGUAACCUAUCAGCAGCCUCAACAUGUGGUUUACCAAAGGCCUCAACAGAUGGUGUACUACCAGCAGCAACCCCAACAGCCAGUAUUCUCAAUAUCCCCAGUAUUAUCAGCAGCCUCAGUACAUUAGCGGCCAACAACCUUACUCGUACUCCACCGGUAGACCAAGUUCUAGUCUAUCAGACGCUUUGUUUGGAGGGGGAAGUGGAGGAGGAAGUAGUUCCCUCAGCAGUCCAGUAUCGUCUGCCCUGGGAGCGGCUGGAGCGUUGGGAGCCUUAGGUACCUUGGGAGCGUUGGGCACGUUGGGUGCAGGUGCAUUGUUAUUUGGAUAA